CCCAGGUUUGGUCUCCAUAUCCUGCAUCUGGAUUUGGGUCACAAGUUUUUCUGCUGAAGGAUUCAGUCGGAGAAUGGACCCGAAGGCGACACACACAGCAGCUAUGGCAGGCGAAGACGAGGGGAAGGUCUCCAAGAAAAAAAGUGCUACAGUCUGUGGCUUUCCAAUCAGCAUCUUUUUCAUUGUGGUCAAUGAGUUCUGCGAGCGUUUCUCCUACUAUGGCAUGCGAGCCGUGCUCGUGCUGUACUUCAAGUACUUCCUGCAGUGGGACGAUGACCUCUCGACCACUAUCUACCACACCUUUGUGGCGCUCUGCUACCUGACCCCCAUCCUGGGAGCCAUUGUGGCAGAUUCAUGGCUCGGCAAGUUCAAGACUAUUGUUUACCUGUCCAUCGUCUAUACGCUCGGGCAGGUCGUCUUGGCAGUAAGUGCUAUCCAUGACAUCUCAGAUGCAAACAGGGACGGCACCCCCGACAACAUGACCCUCCACGUAGCGCUGUCCAUGCUGGGGUUGCUCCUCAUCGCCCUGGGCACGGGGGGCAUCAAACCCUGCGUGGCUGCCUUUGGUGGGGACCAGUUCCAAGAUCAUCAGGAGAAGCAGAGGAGCACUUUCUUUUCCAUCUUCUACCUGUCCAUCAAUGCUGGCAGUCUGCUGUCCACCGUCAUCACCCCCAUCCUCAGAGCUCAGGAGUGUGGCAUAUACACCCAGCAGCAGUGCUACUCGCUGGCCUUUGGCGUCCCCGCCGCUCUCAUGGUGGUCUCUCUGAUUGUGUUCAUUAUUGGAAGUGGGAUGUACAUUAAGACCCCCCCUCAAGGCAACAUCAUGGUGAAAGUCUUCAGGUGCAUCGCGUUUGCCAUCAAGAACCGCUUCAGGCAUCGCGCUUCGGAGUUCCCAAAGAGAACCCACUGGAUGGACUGGUCCGAGGAGAAGUACGACAAACUCCUGAUAGCCCAGGUGAAGAUGGUGCUCAGAGUGCUGUUCCUCUACAUCCCUCUGCCCAUGUUCUGGGCUCUCUUUGACCAGCAGGGCUCCAGAUGGACCCUGCAGGCGACUAUCAUGAACGGGGACUUUGGAAUUCUCAAAAUCCAGCCCGAUCAGAUGCAGACCGUCAACCCCAUCUUGAUCCUGGCUUUGGUGCCGAUCAUGGACAGUUUGCUCUACCCGCUGAUUGCCAAGUGCAAAAUAAACUUCACCCCCUUGAAGAGGAUGACUGUGGGGAUGCUCUUCGCUGCCCUCGCGUUCAUCGCUGCCGCCCUGGUCCAGAUACAGAUCGACCAAACCAUGCCCAAGUUCCCAUCAAGCAGCGAAGGCCAAGUGAAGUUCAUCAACAUAAACAACAGGUCGCUGGAGGUCAAAGCGGGGACCAGCGAGUUCACCUUGGGGGCUUUCACGGCCAAUGAGGACUACCUGACCUUUGACAAAGCAUUCAAUGUGAGUCUGGAGUCUGGGGUCGGUUCCGUAACCACUUUAGAGAACGGCAGUCGGAGUACCAUGGUCAUCGUUCAGGAAGGGGUCCUCUUCAGGCCGUUUCAGUUCAUGGACAUCAAAGCGAAGCCGGAACAGGGCGCUAACGCUAUCAGGUUUUUCAACGGUCUUGGCUCGAACGUAACAGUUGGGGUGAACUUUGGGGUCAUUGCCGCCAACAACAUGUCCGGCUACGUCAUGUUCCCGCAGGGGGCCACUCAGUUCCGAGUCGAGAGCGCUGCUGGGGAGUGCGUCUACAGUCAAGACCUGGGCUUCGGCAGCUCUUUCACCUUGAUCAUCCCGCCGACUUUUGCAUUUGUAGAUAAUUGCGGGCAGAGCAUCCAAACUGUGGUGGACAUCAAGCCCAACACCAUCCACAUGGCCUGGCAGAUCCCGCAGUACUUCCUCAUGACCUUAGGGGAGGUAGUCUUCUCCGUCACCGGCCUGGAGUUCGCCUACUCACAGGCGCCCAGCAACAUGAAGUCUGUGCUGCAGGCUGGUUGGCUCUUAACCGUUGCCGUUGGCAACAUCAUUGUGCUCAUCAUUGCCGAGGCUGCAACGCUCGAUGACCAGUGGGCCGAGUACAUCCUCUUCGCCUCUCUGCUGGUGGUGGUGUGCUUCAUCUUCGCCUUCAUGGCCCACUUCUACACCUACAUCGACCCGGCCAAGAUCGAGGCCCAGUUCGCCGAGAGGGACCCCGAAGAGAAGGAGAAGGAGAAGAGGAAGAGCGUGGAGAUGACCAGGAAGGGCUCGGCGGAGCAGCGCAAGGAGGACAGGAGGAGUUCUGACUCCAGCUCCGACAAGGAGAAGACCAGACAGACCAGGAUCUGAGGCGACGCCUUCUCCACUCUCGGUGUACGCCGUUUGUGAACAAUAAUUCAGACUCUUAUUUCGUCUCAAAGUCUUUUAGAGAUUGCUCAUGUAAUUCAAUUUAUUUGUGCUUCCGCUGUUGUAAACCCAUUUCAUAACCUUUUAUGAAGUACAUAUACAACCAUUCCAACAUUU
Molecule: messenger RNA, 2470 nt
Organism: Cyclopterus lumpus (lumpfish)
Lineage: Eukaryota; Metazoa; Chordata; Actinopteri; Perciformes; Cyclopteridae
Gene: slc15a1b
Product: solute carrier family 15 member 1b
Exons: 23
Coding region: 74-2296 (740 amino acids)
Biological process (GO): transmembrane transport; oligopeptide transport
Cellular component (GO): membrane
Molecular function (GO): dipeptide transmembrane transporter activity
Source: RefSeq, a predicted model, not a curated record